This is a messenger RNA of Saccoglossus kowalevskii, 4187 nucleotides long. Its product is annotated as maestro heat-like repeat-containing protein family member 1. The record is from RefSeq and is a predicted model, not a curated record. Gene Ontology annotation, cellular component: cytoplasm. NCBI's taxonomy places the organism in Eukaryota, Metazoa, Hemichordata, Enteropneusta, Harrimaniidae.
AUGGACGAAACUGACUAUUCAGUUGAUGUUGACAUCAUGGCAGCAAUGGAUGACAAUGACCCUUCAAGCAUUUACCAAGACUUUGACAGCGACAGUGAUAGUGGUCACAGUAGUUUAUCUUAUUCAAUUACCUCAGUUGAAACCGCCUUCUCACUUCGAAAAAAGGCUCAGGCCUUGGCUUUGGCACUGAUUGAGGCUGCAUAUGACAAAAGUACCCAAGUGCAAACCAUCGUUGGGAAUUCAUUAUUCGAUAUUGGUAAAAAACAACCCAAAAUGGUAUUAAGUUCAGCACAGUAUUAUCUCAAGAAACAUAGCAAGCUGCCCAUUGGUCACCGAGUUGUUAUUCUUAAUGCCAUGGAGAGAAUUGUUAAAGAAACAAUUGAUGAAAUAGAAGCUCCAUUAGCUGUAGAUUUGGUUAACUUGGCAUCAGAGGAAAUGACACACAACAAGAUGUUCGCACUAACUCUGCUUUUGCCAUUUGUACACUCCUAUAACAUAAAAAGCAAAAAAAAUAAACAAGGGACUGUAUGCAAGUCUAAAGUAAGUAAAUACCAUCUUGUAUUUUGGUUCUUAUAGGAAGUGAAGAAGAUGUUUGCUCAAGUGAUUAUAGCUAUGGCUCAUCAUGGUUAUCUAGAAUUAGAAGGUGGUGAAUUGAUGGUGGAAUUCAUAGUUAGACAGUGCUCAUUACCUGAAGAUGUAACUAAAAAAAGAUCAGCUGAUCCAGAAUUUGUCAGUAAUGAUGCUCUGAGGUCAAUGUGUGAUAAUAUAUUACACCUGGGAACAACCACAAUUGCUGUUAUGGAAAGUGUAAUGGCUGGUAGACCCCUCAAAGGUCGUAGGGGAAUCAACGUGAUAAAGGCUAUGCAAGCUUUGGCACCAAAUUUACAUGAUAAUCUUGUGGAAUUGUGGGACACCAUUACACCCAAACUUAUACUCUAUUUAGAAGACAACCUUCAUGAAGAUGAAAAAUGGUCACAAAAGUCUUGGGAAGACUUGCUACUCAAGUUGUUAUCAAAAACACUUGAUGAAGUUGAUGAUGAAGAAUUCAUAUGUGAAAUUGGUGAAGCUUUCAUUGAACAAGUCCCACUUUAUCAAAACCGCUCUGAUGAAAAGAAUUUUAUGUACAAGUGUAUGGGAGUGGUUAUGAGGAAGACCAGUAAAAGAGAUCUUGUAGACAAACUUCUCAAUGAGAUGUUUUCAUCAGUCAAGCAUACAAGUCAGUUUGAAAGAGAGGGAUGUGCAGUUGGUUUAGGAUUCUGUGCCUCAUCUCAUCUGGAUGCUGCCAUCAAGAAAUUAGAAACUGUGACAAAAGAAAAAAUGUUGAAAAAAGGAUCCGGGUUAUUCAGCCUAGGAUUUAUAAAGGACAAAUCUGAAGUUGAUGUUGAGCAGAUUAAAAGCACUGUUAUGUUAUGCUAUGGAUAUGUUACCAUGUAUGCACCACCAGACCUUAUAACAUCAAGGAUAGAAGGUACUAUAUUAAGAAGUAUGAAUCCACACUUUGCCAAUAUCAAGAUUAAAUUAGAUCCACGGUUGACAGAAGCCGAAACUUUUGAACUGGUGAAAAUCAGUACAGAUUGUGUGUAUGCUUUACCAGAACAAAUAAUGACAGCCAAGGGCAAAGAAGAAACAUAUGAAGAAGCAAAAGAACAAGAAGAACUAGUCAGUUUGACAUUUGAAAGUUUACAUGCUCUUUUAACAGAGAUUCUAGUGAAGAACUGUACACCAGCUGGCAUUCAUGAUAUUUUCAAGCACCUGGAGCCAUGGUUGUAUUCUAUUAACAAUCAUGAAAGAGAGAGAUCGAUGAAUACAACAUUGGUUUUAUUACAAGCUUACUUUGAGAAUAUGCAGCCAUAUGGUUCUAUGUCAACAUUUUCUAAUAUGAGUACAUUAUUAGCAAGAUUGGUCCCCCGAUGUACAGACCCAGUAUUAUCAAUAAGACAGAAUGCUAUAGAUUGUGUGCAGUUGGUCUUAAAAACCGCACUCAGAUAUGAAGGUUUCUCACCAGAACACAAGGACCAAAUGGUAGAUGCACUGCCAGUACUUAAAGAUAGGGUUAUGAAAGGAGAUCCAAAUAUUUUAUUUAGUGUUGUUAGUGACCUUUCUAAAGUGUUAUCCAAGAAGAUUCCUUCUGAUCAACUGAGAAAUUUUCUAUUCCUGUUGUUUGAUGGUUUGUUAGAUUUCCAAUCGCAUAGCUCCAGUGGUGCCUGUGUUGUACUGAAUAGUGUAUUUAAAUCUAGAGGACAUGAACUUCAUUCUGAUAUUGCUGAUAUCAUUGAUGAACUACAUGAUAAAUUAACCAAUAUACAGUACCCACAGACCAGAACUGGUACAUUACGAUCUAUUAGAACGCUGUCUUCUCAUAAUUUACCUGCAGUACUUAAUGCAUUACUCAGUUACCAGCUGCCUUUUGAUGACCAUAUUGUAGAUUGCUGGAAGAUAAUUGCUAAAGAUGCACAGUUGGCAGGAAACGUAUUUGACCAAAUUCUAGAUAUUUUAGCUCAAAGUAUGCCAUUUGAAGAAAAGAUUGAUCAAAAAACCCAGAAAGUCCUUUCUAGAUAUGCAACUCCUCUACCAUUGACAGCUGUAUGUGCAUUGUGUGAAAUAUUUAAAGUAGAAGAAACAGAGGAAGUGGUUAUCAGUAAUUUCCACAGACUUUUCUCAUCGUUAUUGGUGUACUGCGGUUGUAUGGCUGGAACAAAAGCACCACGAAUGGAAUCAAGGAAAGAAAAGACUAGUAAAAAAGAAAAGAAGCCUUCAAUACGAAUUCAUGUCAAUAUCAACCCUGCAAGAUUGUCUGGUGAAUCAUUGAGGCAGUUAUUUAUCCGUAUUAAAUCUGAUGAUUUACUGGCUGUUCUUGACAAAGACAAUGUAUGGGUUACACUGGAAGAUCAAAAUAAAUACCAGGAAGGUGUCACUUGUAUGGCAAGAGAGAUUACAGAAUACUAUCCACAACAAGUUGCUAAGAUAAUAUCAUGCUUGACAUCCUCUCUAUCAAGUCUGCAUGAUCCACAGAGAAUAAUUGGUGUAUCAUUUUUUGCAGAGCUAAUUAAUCAACGGUGUGCAGGUGAUAUGUCAUUGGUGGAAAUGUUAAUGAAUAAUUUAUUAGGGCGGUUGGUGGAUUCAUCCUUGAUUGUGAGAAUGUUCUGUAUUAGGGGAUUAGGUAAUAUUGCUAGUGUUGGAUCAGAACAGGUUCAGAAAUUCUGUACCACUGUAUUAUCAGCUAUGAUGGCAGGCAUGGACGAUAAAGAAGACCCAGAUGAUGAUAUCACAUUAGAAGCCAUGUCAGGAUUAUCAAAAAUAUUGGCAGAAAUUGAUGAAAACAAUAUUAGAGCCAUUCUUAUUAAUAUUACACUGAGAAUUAGACCAUGCUUUGAAAAGGAUAGGUCAUCUGUACGAGCAGCUGCAUUCUCACUCUUUGGCAAUUUAAGUAGAUUUGGUAAUGGUCCAUCAAAGGCUCCCUUCUUAGAACAGAUCCACACAAACUUUGUUAGUUUAUUAUUACAUGUUAAUGAUGAAGAUUCUGAAGUCAAAAAGGCAUGCAAGUUUUGUCUUCGCCAGUUUGGACCAUUAAUGGGAUCAGAGAAUAUGAAUGAAAUGUUUCAGAACCAUUUACUUGAGGAUGCUAACUUAAGUUAUGGAGAGUUUAUGUAUGAUCUCUCAAAGGUUUUAAUUGCUGACUUUCCAGACAAAGUAAAUUUCUAUGUAAUGGGCAAUGUGUCAUUUUUCAAGAGUCUAUGGUCCGACAUAAGAGGCAAUGCUGCUAUGCUUUCUGGUUUUCUGCUUGGUAAUCUACGACAAGAUCAAAGAAAUUUAAUAUCCAAAGAACAUGUGUGUGGAGCAUUAAUUCUGCUACUGAAAGACCAGUCAGCUGAAGUGAGAAUCAAAGCUGCUGAAGCUAUGAGCCUUCUUUAUGACUAUUAGUUUACAUGUUUUAAUUAAGUUCAAUGCUUAUUUAGUUUUAUUUGUAUAUCAAAAGCAUUAUUGAAUAGGUGAUUUUCCGUACAAUUGCGAGAUCUCGCGAGAUGCAUGAAAGACGCGCGUCGAACGUCUGCCGCAAAAAUCGAACGAUUUGAUUUUGAACUCGAAUUUCCUUAUUUCGUAGCUCACACUGACCGGCCGAUCAUCGACAGAGGAAUAUUGCUUCCGAAUACCCUAUCAUCAAAUGUGGACAGCACAUUAUUAAGCAU